Molecule: messenger RNA, 5826 nt
Organism: Pecten maximus
Lineage: Eukaryota; Metazoa; Mollusca; Bivalvia; Pectinida; Pectinidae
Product: calmodulin-like protein 12
Molecular function (GO): calcium ion binding; enzyme regulator activity
Source: RefSeq, a predicted model, not a curated record
CAUGUAAACAAACGUUUAAUUUUCUCCGCCGCGAUAUUGUUUCAAUCACAUAUUCGCGAUUUACACUCCUAAAAGACCUGCUGUCUUUCAGGAGUUUUAAUCGCGAAAUUGAUCAAGAAUUACCGCGAAGGAGUCGUUAAGACACGAAGACGCUCCAUUAAGUCACCGCGAAAAUAAGCUGGUAUAUUGUCCGCCGACAGAGGUCCGUUUUAAACUUAACGGGUCUGCAUAAUAAAUGACGUUAUUCAUUUAAUGUUAUAGAUUUUAGUCUAUCAUGGCUAUUUUAUUAUACAUCAAACAGACAUCUUUAAAAAAAACUGCAUAUAAAUAUGACCCCCUGGUCCUGAUGGUAUUGUUUUUAAAGUUGUAAAAAUUGACCAAUUCACUAAUGUUUCCCCUCAGCCUUAUACUUAAUAAAACACUUGACUCUGGUAUAUUACCCUAUGGAUGGAAACAAACAAAUUAAUUCAAUAUAAAAGGAAGUGAUUCAUCUGAUGAUGUCCUGAAUUACAGCCCAAUCUCAAUGAUCUCAAGCUUCAGUAUAGUAUAAACAACUACUUAGUUGAAAAUUCGAUCCUAACCAAGCAUCAGUCUAGUUUUAUAUCUGAUGAUUCUACUGUUAAUAAAUUAUUCUUGAUUUUAGAUGAAAUCGUUAGUAAUAUGAACCAGGGAAAUGAUCUUAGGUUUAGUUUUGUGAUGCCAGCAAAACCUUCGACAAGUUAUGGUACGAAGGUCUUUUGCAAAAGCUUAGAUUGUAUGGAAUUAAUGAAAAUUUUGCCCCUGUUGUUUGAUAAUUUCCUAUAUAUUUCAAAGAGUGACCACUGAAGGCUAUCAUCCAAAGUUAAAUGCUAUUAAUGCAGGGGCACCCAAGGGAUAUGGUUUUGAGCCUCUUCUUUUUCUCUUCUAUAUUAAUGACACCACUGAAAAUGUUUUAUAUUUUGCAGACCACCCCUCCACAUACGUAAUUAUAUAUGAACACCCAGCACAAGCAGCCCAAGCGCUAACAUCACUCUAAUAUUGGUGUAUGGGCAAGUUUAAUCCUAACAAAACCAAACUAGUACUAUUUUCUAGAAAACACAACAAAACUCACACCCCAAUAAAUUUCCAAAACAAUGAAAUCAUUGAUACAACAGAACACAAACUCUCGGUAAUUAACACUUUAGAAAGAUACAACUUUGAAGAAUUGUAUUCUAAAUAUACAUGAAAAAAGCUUUGAGAAGAAAUUUUCACAACAUUUAUUAGACCAAUUUUAGAAUAUGCCGACAUAAUAUGUCAUAAUUACAAUCUUUACAAAACGAAGCAGCUAGAAUUAUAACAGGACUUAGAUCUGGAACAUCACACAAUAUACUAUAUAAUGGACUUGGCGGGAAAACACGAAAACACUGUCAGUAAGAAGAGAUAAACACAAACAAUGAUUUAUAAAAUAAAGCAUGGGCUUUCACCUUAGUACUUACAAAGUAUCCUAAAUUCUUUUGCUGACAAUGAUUACAACAACCUCUAUUCCCACAGACAAACGAGAAUAUCAAAUCCACUGUCAAAUCUUUUGUGUCGCACGAUUAGCACCUCUGAUAAUGGCAUCUUUAACUCCCUACUCUUUUAAUUUUUACAACGCCAAAUACAUAUGUCAGUAUUGAAAUCGUAUCAACACACAUUUUGAAACACAAGGGCUGAUAUUAUUCUUUGUCAAAUUAAAAAUUCCUGUUGUAAUUAAACAUCAAAUAGAAAUGCCAUUACUGAUAUUGAAUCAGCACAAUUUGUUUUCAAAACAGAAGGGUGUACAAUAUUAUAUUAUUCUUUGUCAAAUUAAAAAUUAUUGUUGUAAUUAAAAUUUUGAUUUAUUUAAUGAUAAUCUAAGAAACAAUCCAUAUUGUGUCUGCUCUUUUGAAUAUGAAACCGUCUCACAUUCAUGGAUAUAAGGAUAUAUUGAAAGUCUUUCGUUUAGCACGUUUGUUUAGUACUUUGUGCAAUCAUUUUUCAUGUACAGCAUACAUUUUGUCAAUUGAAGUAUAUAUAUAUAAACAUUUUUCAAUAAAAUUUGUAACUUAACAGUAUUGUCAGCUAUGACCCGUGCAGCUAUAUGCUAUAUGAACUUUUGGUCAAUGUCUGUCAACAUCUGAGUGGCAUGUUGUGUUUAUAUAAUAUGUUCAUGAUAAUCAAAUAAUUGCUGUAAUUGUAUUAUGUGUGCAUUACGUUUGAUUGCGAUGUUUGAUUUUAAAUGUAAUUAAGAUAUAUGAAUGAGUAAUCUCCCUUUGCCUGUUUUGUUUCAUAAUUUUCAUUUCAAAAUCUUAUGUCUGUUUAUUGUAUUUCUACCAGUACAAUAAAGAAAUGUAUCAAACUUAUGAUUUCACAGCAACGACGAUGAGCAGUGAAAAUAUAAGAUUUUGGAAUGAAAAUAUAUAAUUUUGCAGUAAAAAUAUAAGUUUUGCAGUGAAAAUAUAAGUUUUUCAUAAUUAGCCAAUCUAACCUCAAUGAAACUUGUUGAUUUUUCCAGUCGAAGCAAAGAUAGGUAAAUUUCGUUAUUUUGCUGUAAUUCUUAAAAAAUUUUGAAAAAGUACUCACAUGAUGUUAGCUAUUCCUGCACAGACUACUGAUUUCCGCACUUUUUUGAACUACUAAUGUUUCAAUGUUUUUUUAUUUUAUUUUAAGUGUAUAAAAUGCAAUAAAAAAUUGAAUGGUUUCCCGUUUAAUAUAAUAUGUAUUUCACUCGCAUUACAGAAUAUUUCGCACUCUUGGAAAUAUCGAUAUUCUGUCAUAACCGUGAAAUAUAUAUUAUAUUAAACGGGAAACCAUUUAAUAUCCUCUAUAUACAGUAUAAAUAUUUAUAUAUGUAUUUAGAGCGUAGGAUAUGAAUACUUUUUACUAUCAUUUAAAUAUCAUAAGAUGCGUUUCAUUUGUUUAAACAAUCCAUCUACACAUAUCCAUUUAUAUAUCAUCUGAUGUAUAAUACUAUUUAUCUUUAUAUGUAUUUCUGUUAUCUAAUGUUAAGAGAUAUUUAUUUAUUUAAUUACGCAGUUAUCUAAUUGUGACACAAACACACAACAUAUUGAUAAGCCUUAUUAAAGCUAAUCACUCUGAUCAAGUCAAUUAUAGUCAAUAUUUGUCUUAGUGACAUGACGCAAUGCGACAUUGUGGUACAUAUUUUCACAUUUUCUUUAAAUACUUAUUAAACACAAUUGCGUAUUGUCUCUAAUAAACAAUGGUUAUUCCGUGUUCUCGUGACGUUAACCAGCCCGAUUCAAUCACUAGCUAUCUCGACUCAUGACAAUUGGUGCGUCAUACAAACAAGUCUGUACAGUGGAGGGCAAAUCAGGGGAACACGUGGUAUUUUCUUAGUGAAAAUAUGACAGACCAACUGACAGAAGAACAGAUCGCCGAAUUCAAAGAGGCGUUCAGCUUAUUCGACAAAAAUGGCGACGGUACCAUAGAAUGCAGCGAGUUGGGAACAGUGAUGAGGGCACAAGGUGCAAACCCAACGGAAGCUGAAUUACAGGACAUGAUCAGCGAGUCGGACAGAGAUGGUAGUGGAACAAUUGAUUUUCCUGAAUAUCUCGAAAGGAUGGCAUUAAAACUGAAGGAAAAUGAUAGCGAUGUGGAAUUACAAGAAGCGUUUAAAGUGUUUGAUAAAGAUGGAAAUGGCGUUAUCAGUUCCCAGGAAUUAAGACACGUGAUGACAAAUUUAGGGGAAAAACUAACAGACGAGGAAUAUGAUGAAAUGGUACGGGAGGCUGACAUUGAUGGCGACGGGUUUAUCAAUUAUGAGGAACGGUGCUUUAUACAAUGGUACGUUUUAUGUUUUGAUUUACCUCCUAGGCAGCCAGAAUGGAUACCGAACUUAUCGCUGGAAAAACAAAGGGAGAACGAAGAGAGGGUGUUCAGCAGAUUGGGGAGAGAAGAGAUAGAGAGAUGGGCAGACAAGGUUAUAAAAGAGAUAUAUUAUGCUGAGUAUAAAGAGGCGUUCAAUCAGACAGAUGUACACGGAGAAGGUAGCAUCAAAACUGCUGAAUUGGCCAAAGUGAUGAGAACACUAGGUCGGUGUCCGACAGAUGAUGUGUUACGGAUCAUGAUCAACGAGGCUGACCCUUAUGAUAAAGGCACAAUUGUUCUCCCUGACUUCUUAAAAAUGAUGAACAAUCACUCACCUUCGGUUGAAAGUGAUGAAGAGUUGCGUGAACUAUUUAAAGUAUUUGAUAAAGAUGGAAAUGGCUUUAUCAGUGCAGCAGAAUUACGACACGUAAUGACAAAUUUAGGAAUAAACUUAACAGACGAGGAAGUUGAUGAAAUGAUUGGAGAAGCUGAUAUUGAUGGUGAUGGACAGGUCAACUACGAAGAAUUCGUUAAAAUGGCAGAACAACUGACCGAGGAACAGAUCGCCGAGUUCAAAAGUGCUUUCAAUUUGUUCGAUAAAAAUGGCGAUGGUAGCAUAUCAAGCGUAGAGCUUGGGACAGUGAUGAGGUCACUAGGUCAGAACCCGACGGAGGCUGAGGUCCAGGACAUGAUCAAAGAAGUGGACACAGAUGGAAACAGAACAAUUGAAUUUCCCGAAUUCAUCACAAUGAUGGUCAAAAACAUGAAAAAAGAUCCCGAGGAAGAUUUACGGAAUGCUUUUAACGUGUUUGAUAAAGAUAAAAGUGGUUUUAUAGAUAAAACUGAAUUACGACACGUGAUGGUAAGUUUAGGAGAAAAACUUACAGAGGAAGAAGUUGAUGAUAUGAUGCAAGAGGCUGACACCGAUGGUGAUAAAAAAAUUAAUUAUGAAGAAUUUGCGAAAAUUAUGUCGGACAAGUAGAUUCAACAAUAACGCUUCCUGCAUACCGCCCGACGCCUUGACAUUAUCACCACUGGUAUAGUGGGGUAAUCCACUUAAUGCGGACCAGAACUUAGGUACCGAGGCGGUAUCCAAGAAAAAGUUGAAGAAAUAAAAAUUGAACAAUGUUUUGCAUCAGGAGGACAAAGCUCUAAACAGCCAGCACGUGCUAUUCCUGUGUAUAAUUAUAAACAGUUGGACACAAUGCGUGUAAUUAGCUGUAUGAUAAAUCAUUUACCCCAAAUAUUUGAUGUCGGUAUUUUGUUCAUGAAUCAUAUCAAUGUCAGCUGCAUGUAUAUAUGUGUCAAAGAUCAAUGCAAUUGUCUUGACAGUUGCAUAUUUGUAAUUUGUAAUUACAUAAUUUAGAUGAUUAACUAGUACAUGAGGCGUUUCUUGAUUUAACUUGUUUGUGAUCAUAGUGCUGUUGACAUCAUCCAAAUAAAGAAAAAGAAAAGAAAAAGAACCCGUUUAUAGUAUAGAGCGAUCAAAUUGACAUAAUAACAUCAAAUAUAUUAUCACAAUAACAAAAACCUGAUUCUAACUCGAAGUCGAUAUAUAUAUAUAUUCUUUUAACAUAACACAAAAUUGCCUAUAUUAUAUUGUACUGGCAAUGUUACAAAUCGGAAUGUUCACUCUUUCUGUAUUUUCGUAAUUAUUGUUUUUUUUUUCAGUUUUUAAUACAAAAAUGUCCUCAUACAAGAGGGCUCUCACUCGUCAUGCUUUAUUCAUUCGAUAAAAUCAUUUAACAAAAUACGUAAAAUAUACUUGCAUAGAGAAAAAGUAUAAAGAUAGAACGACCAGGUGUUCCAAAUGACUACGCGUCCUCUGGGUCAUCGACUGCACCCAUCAUGCGAAUAAAGGUCAAAUCUAGGUCAAUGUCAAAUCUAAUAACAUAAGAUGUGGUAAUUAGGAUUUGUACUAGUAUAAAAUCUGUACAGUACUAAGUAAUAGCCACGGGUAAAUGCAAUUUACCAAGGCAUUCUUUAUUCCUUUUGUUGGUAUUAAAUUUCUCAUUUAUUUUA